GGCCUCGGCUAAGAAAGAGUGCAGUAGAAAAACGCACAGGGUUAUAAAAGACGCAUUCUCGAAACGGGACACAAUUCUAUCAAUUAUGGGAAAUCACAAGGCACAAAGAUCGGGAAACUCCUCGCGGUUUGACGCUAAACUCUGCAUGGACGGGGCUGGAGACAUAUGCUGUGAAAAACAAGAACCCAUCGCUGAGGUGAGUCGGGAGUUCUCGGAGAAACAACAUACUAACUCCGACAGCUCAGAAACCUCGGAAAGCGAUGAAAUAGAACUGAAACAGGGUAAGAAUGAAGCUGAGCAACCCGAGCAAGAAACGAGUGGAGCCGAAACAGACUUUUCACUCUCAGACGUCAACGACAAAGUGCUUAAAAUCAAAUUAGAUGUCGGACAUUACUCGGACACUUUAGACAGACUACUGGAAAGAAACAGACAUCAUUUGUGUCUGUCGCCAGCUAGUAGUGAUGUAUCUGUAGACUCGGUCGAGAAAGCACCAACGCCAAAAACUAUUCAUUCUUCUUCAUCGUCUAGCAUGCUUUGA
Messenger RNA from Symsagittifera roscoffensis, 538 nucleotides. RefSeq lists its product as uncharacterized. Lineage: Eukaryota; Metazoa; Xenacoelomorpha; Acoela; Convolutidae. The coding region runs from base 86 to 538 and encodes 150 amino acids. The transcript has 2 exons. The record is from RefSeq and is a predicted model, not a curated record.